AAAUGGACCGCACCCGUAAAAAAUUUGAAACAAGAUUGUGAACGCGCCAAGAUCGAGUAUCUACAAGUAAAGCAGAUAAAUCAACUUGCAACUGGCAGUGGCGCGAUAUAUAAUGACAAUCGCAUAACUUCAGGAAAACGUUGUCGAGAUGUGAAUUAUGAAGAAGCUAACACAAAAAAACGGAAUAUAACAAAUGUUAAUAGUCCCGAUGAUAAGACACCUGGAAAAUGUUCAAGUAACAAAGUGGGUGGAUUAAGUGAAAAUAAGGAGAAUGAUGAUUCCAAUGAAUUGUUAGAAUUUAAACAUGAUGAACUAGAAGAAUUAGAACAGCAAAUAACGAUCAGUUCAUUAAGCGAGUGGAAUAUAGGCACAGUUAAUGUGUCAAGAAAAUUUAAAGAGUAUCAAAGACAACUAAUAUCAAGUGUUAGACAGAAAAAACGACAAGUCCUUAAUUCGAAUCCAUAUAAAAUCGCGCAACCCAUUUUAACAGAUUCACUCUUAACCACUUUAUAUAAAGUGACAAAUAACUUUUCACUUGACCUAAACUAUAACUUUAAUUUAAAUAAUGAUGAUGGUGAAUUGGGGGAAAAUGCUUAUCAUCCAUUUAUAAAAGUUAUUUUUGGUGGUGAAUACACGUCUUACAGCCUGGAAUUAAAUAAAAGUGUAAGUGGAAAACAAAGACCAGAUUUUAGCUGUGUAGUUGAUGACAUUGCUAUAUUAAAUUCCGAGAUCAAGCCUAUGGGGUACACUCAGUUUAGGAAAGUUCAAGACUUCGUAAAAGUACAUCUUAAAGGGAGGGAAUCGAUUAACAAGUUAUUAGAAAAAGGAGGACCUAACAAGUCUAUAGCUUUCUUAAAUAUGGGGGAUACCAUAGAAUCGUUUGCAAUUGAUUUAGUAUAUGAUGGUGUAUAUAGAUCGUGA
Diversispora eburnea is the source of this 921-nucleotide messenger RNA. The record is from the annotation of a GenBank genome assembly. Lineage: Eukaryota; Fungi; Glomeromycota; Glomeromycetes; Diversisporales; Diversisporaceae.